Tuber aestivum (summer truffle) is the source of this 3592-nucleotide messenger RNA. NCBI's taxonomy places the organism in Eukaryota, Fungi, Ascomycota, Pezizomycetes, Pezizales, Tuberaceae. The record is from the annotation of a GenBank genome assembly.
AUGGUAAUCCCUUCUAAUCCUCGAGGCUCUAGUUGCUUAUCUACUCACAGGAGCGGUGGUACGGGGAGCUACAACACCAUCAAGGGUAGACUUGGCAAUUCCUUGUUUAGACCCGGAAGACUUUUAUUGACUCAAGUAAUUCAUCAGUGGUCGCUCGAUUCCGUCCGCAGAACUCAACCGAGAUCAGGGAGGGUGGUGAGCCAAUCGUGUCGUUUCCUUCCGAGGACACAUGCGAGCUCACGGUACGGUUGAGGAAUACCUUGUUACAGCGGUUCGAUAGCUUACAUCUCUUAUAGAGCAAAGAGGCCGCCGGGACUUUUACCUUUGAUCGGGUGUUUGACAUGGGCUCCAAACAAGCCGAUGUUUUUGACUUUUCCAUCAGAUCUACGGUCGACGAUAUUCUCAAUGGUUACAACGGCACGGUCUUCGCUUAUGGUCAGACGGGUGCGGGAAAGUCUUACACCAUGAUGGGCGCAGAUAUUGACAAUGAAUCCUCCAAGGGCAUCAUCCCGAGAAUUGUGGAGCAAAUUUUCGCCUCGAUCCUAGCUUCCCCUGGUAACAUUGAAUACACUGUUAGGGUCUCAUAUAUGGAGAUUUAUAUGGAACGGAUCCGAGAUUUGCUUAAUCCCGCCAAUGACAAUCUGCCUGUGCAUGAAGAGAAGAGUCGAGGUGUCUAUGUUAAAGGCUUAUUGGAGAUCUAUGUGUCAAGUGUUCAGGAGGUCUACGAGGUUAUGAGGAGGGGUGGCAGUGCUCGUGCUGUCGCCGCGACCAAUAUGAACCAAGAGUCUUCACGUUCACACUCCAUAUUCGUCAUCCAGAUCAACCAGAAAAAUGUCGAGACAGGGUCACAAAAAGCUGGCUAUUUGUACUUGGUCGAUCUGGCCGGUUCUGAAAAGGUCGGGAAGACUGGUGCAUCCGGCCAAACUCUUGAGGAGGCUAAGAAAAUCAACAAGUCGCUUUCAGCUCUCGGAAUGGUCAUCAAUGCCUUGACAGAUGGAAAAUCUACACAUGUUCCUUACCGAGAUUCAAAACUCACUCGUAUUCUCCAAGAGUCUUUGGGAGGUAAUUCUCGGACAAGCCUCAUCAUCAAUUGCUCCCCCUCAUCGUACAACGAUGAUGAGACACUCUCGACUCUCCGGUUUGGUAUGCGCGCGAAGUCUAUCAAAAACAAGGCAAAAAUCAACGCAGAAUUAUCCCCGGCCGAACUCAAGUCCUUGCUCGUCAAGGCCCAAAACCAAAACCUUACCUAUGCCGAUUAUAUUGCUUCGUUGGAGGGGGAGGUUACAAUAUGGCGUAAUGGUGAUCAGGUUCCGAAGGAGAAGUGGGUGUCCCCAAUUAAGAUUGAAAUGCCUAAGGUAGAUGCUAGAACCCGUCGGGCGGAUACACCGUCCAAGCUGGCAGCCAUCGAGGCUGUGCAGAGCCCAUCUCGCCCGGAAAGCCGUGUUGAAGUGAGAUCAUCAACACCAGUUGUCCUAGAAAAGGACGAGAAGGAUGAAUUCCUCAGGAGAGAGAAUGAAUUGCAAGAUCAACUUGCGGAUAAGGAGUCCGCAUUGGCAACGUCUGAGAAAUCUAUAGCUGAUCUAAAAGAAGAGCUUGCAUUUUUGAAGGAGCACGACACCAAAACAGGCAAGGAUAAUGAGAAGCUCUCAAGCGAGGUGAAUGAGAUGAAGCUGCAGCUCGAGAAAGUCUCGUUUGAGAGCAAGGAAGCCCAGAUUACCAUGGAUGGGCUCAAAGAGGCGAACACUGAGCUUACCUCGGAGCUAGACGAAAUUAAGCAGCACCUUCUUGACGUCAAGAUGUCAACUAAAGAGACAUCAACCUUACUCAAUGAAAAGGAGAAGAAAAAGGCGGAAAAGAUGGCUAAGAUGAUGGCUGGUUUCGAUCUAGGUGGUGAGGUCUUCUCGGAUAAUGAGCGGAUGAUUAGGGAGGUCAUACAUCAAUUAGAUGCAAUCCAGGACAACUCUGCCUCCGGCCAAGACAUCACAUCGGAUGAUAUCAGAGGCCUCCGUGCUAGACUUGUAGAAACCCAAGGUAUUAUACGCCAGGCGGAACUCUCACUCAACUCGCGCUCUGAGGAACAAGAUUUGGCCCAGAAACGACGAGAAGAGCUCGAAGCAAGACUGUUGGAUCUGGAGCAAGAGUUUGAGGAACUACUAGAGAGGAAUCUUUCUGAUGAGGAUAUUGCGGAGGUUAAGGGCCGGCUUGAGCAGGCGUACUUCAGCAAACAAGAUGUUGAAGUCCAAAUGCUGCAAGAAUUGAAGAAGGAGCUCUCCAAGAAGAGUGACGAGAACGAGAAGUUGAAGGUUUCCGUGGAUGAGUUGCAACGAAGGAUUAGAGUUGGUGCUGCCACAAAUGGCGCCGCCGGUGCUCUCCCCGGUGGAAAGACUGUUGCCCAACAGAUUGCCGAAUUUGACGCAAUGAAGAAGUCUCUCAUGCGUGACUUGCAGAAUCGCUGUGAGCGGGUAAGCUUCAUACGUUUCCUCCUGCAGUAUCGAGCACUAAUCACCGCAGGUUGUCGAGCUCGAAAUCAGCCUAGACGAGACGCGGGAACAAUACAACAACGUUCUCCGAUCUUCAAAUAACCGGGCGCAGCAGAAAAAGAUGGCCUUCCUCGAACGAAACCUCGAGCAGCUAACCCACGUUCAACGACAGCUAGUUGAACAGAAUAGCACGCUAAAGAAGGAAGUUGCUAUCGCCGAACGCAAGCUUAAUGCCAGAAAUGAGCGGAUACAGAGCUUGGAAAGCCUACUCCAAGAGUCCCAAGAGAAACUAACUGCCGCCAACCAUAGGUGUGUGCUCCUUAGAGUUAGAGUCCACAAUUUUGCAAGAUAAACACUAACCUUACAUUCACGACACAGGUUCGAGUCACAGCUUACCGCUGUGAAGGAGCGGUUAGAAGCUGCCAAGGUGGGUACCCGAGGGAUUGGAGGAACAAACUUGAGCUUUCAGGGAUCUCGCAUUGCGAAGCCCCUCCGUGGUGGUGGGGGUGCAUCUAGCGACGUCAACGGAGCACCAGUGCCACUUUCCAGUGUCCAGGGAUCUGCAGCUCAUCAAGAAGCCCAGCAUCCAAAGCGCUCUUCCUGGUUCUUUGACCGAAAAUAGAGACGGGGACAGUAGAGUGUCCGGGGUGUUGUGAGUACACAUCGUCAAAUGGAUAACUCGCGCGGCAAGCACCAUUGAUACCUAGUGGAUCACUAGUCGAGACGAAAAAAUCCCUUAUUAUUUUGAAUAAUAAAGUCGAAAUGCCUCCCUUAUGUCCAUUAUGUUCUCACGCUAUGACGCCUUUCCUUUCUCCUCUUGUCCCCCUGGUGGGGGAUUUGGCUUGGACUUGGGGGUGGGGUGUAGGGAAAGGGGGAUCUGGUCAUUUCACGAAAUGGGUUCUUUAGGACUAGAGUAGAUUCCUUGUUGGCUUACAGUUUUAUUAACGUUGCUAUUAUUUUUAUCCCAUUUGUUAUUUUAUUUUCUCCCAUAUUCCUCUACUUCUAUUCUGUUUCUCCGCUCACGCUCCCACCUUUUCUGCUAGAUAGUGAAAAUACUAGCGUAUCUGUUUCUGUGUGUGCUCACAUGAACUAGACCCGCUUCAAUAUCCUAU